AUGAAACUCCAUCUUUAUGCAUUAAAGAAAAACUUUGAGUUUAAAGUAAAGAAGUCUGCGAAAAAUAUAUGGUGUACAGUAUGUGUUGAUGAUAAAUGCAAAUGGAGGUUGAGGGCUACAAAAUUGGUUAAUUCCAAUAUGUUUGAGGUUCGUAAAUUUUUCGGUGAACACACAUGCUCAUUGGAUGUUCGACAUAAAGAUCACCGUCAGGCAUCCCCAUGGCUUAUUGGACAUGUCAUAAGGAGAAAAUUUGAGGGUGAUGAUGUUAAUUACAAGCCAAGGUCAAUUGUAAAAGAUAUGAGUUUAUCAUAUGGAGUUCAUAUGAGCUAUGCUAAAGCUUGGAGGUGUCGAGAGCAUGCAUUGGCUUACAUAAGAGGUACACCAGAAUCAUCAUUUCAGAAACUUCCCUCAUUUCUAUACAUGAUGGAGCAAAAAAAUCCUGGAACUGUUACUCAUUUGCAGAUGGACAAUGAAGGUAGGUUCAAAUAUUGCUUCAUGGCCUUAGGUGUUUCUAUAAUGGGGUUUAAGACAUAUAUUCGCCCAGUUAUAUGUGUAGAUGGAACCUUCUUGACUACUCGGUGUGGAGGUACUUUGUUAUGUGCCAUGGGACAAGAUGCUAACAAGCAAAUAUAUCCAAUUGCAUUUUCAGUAGUUGACUCAGAGAAUAAUGACUCAUGGUUGUAUUUUCUACUGAGGUUGAAGGAAGCGAUUGGUGAAGUGGAGAAUCUAGUAUUCGUGUCUGAUAGACAUACUAGUAUAGCAAGUGCCUUGACUAAAAAUUUUCCUGAGGCACACCACGGUGCUUGUAUACAUCAUGUUAGCAUGAAUAUUCGUGCGAAGUUCAAAACUGACCAUUGCCAUGAAGAAUUCUUCCUUGCAGCGAAAGCUUAUAGAAAGCGAGAGUUUUUACGCCAUUUUGAGAAGAUUAAAUUCAAAGAUCUUGCAAUUGCUCAAUACUUAGAGAAUCAAGUGGGUUUUGAAAAGUGGGCUCGUUCUUUCUUUCCUGGCCAUCGAUAUAAUUUAAUGACUACAGGUAUUGCCGAAAGCUGGAACAAUGUCAUUGCUGAGGCACGUGGGUGGCCAAUUACUUGUCUCAUGGAAUUUAUGAGGCACACUUUACAAAAAUGGUUUUUCGAGCGUCGAACUACAGCAUCAGCGGCUACAAGUCCUCUUGCCACAGAAGUGGAAGCUGAUUUGCGAAAGUUAGCAGACAAGUCCACUACCUCGUUCUCUUUUCCGUCUAGUCAGUAUGAAAUAACAGUAUUGGAUGGUGAUCUUGAUGGAGAUGUCGACCUGAGGAGGAAAACAUGUAGUUGUAGAAGAUUUGAUUUGACAGGUCUUCCUUGUGAACACGCUCUAGCUGGUGCUCGAGAUCGUGGCAUUAGUCCAUAUAGUUUAUGCUCCAGAUUCUACACAGUUGAAGCGUGGUUGUCAUCCUAUGGUGGAUCUGUAUAUACGCUGGGUAAUGAAGAAUCUUGGGUGAUACCAAAUGACAUAGGAAGUAUGAUGAUAGCUCCUCCUUUAGUGAAGCAGAAGGCUGGUCGUCCAAAGAAGAAACGACGUUUAUCAAAGGGUGAGAAGAAUAGAAAACAACAUAGAUGUAGUAGAUGUGGUGUCCUGGGCCACAAUCGAGUGACGUGCACCACUGUUUGUCCCCCGCCGUCUAGACAUGCUUAG
Molecule: messenger RNA, 1677 nt
Organism: Humulus lupulus (European hop)
Lineage: Eukaryota; Viridiplantae; Streptophyta; Magnoliopsida; Rosales; Cannabaceae
Exons: 1
Coding region: 1-1677 (558 amino acids)
Molecular function (GO): zinc ion binding
Source: RefSeq, a predicted model, not a curated record